Molecule: messenger RNA, 2852 nt
Organism: Exophiala xenobiotica
Lineage: Eukaryota; Fungi; Ascomycota; Eurotiomycetes; Chaetothyriales; Herpotrichiellaceae
Exons: 2
Coding region: 629-2302 (557 amino acids)
Cellular component (GO): membrane
Molecular function (GO): ATP hydrolysis activity; ABC-type transporter activity; ATP binding
Source: RefSeq, a predicted model, not a curated record
AUCUAGUGGUUUUCUGCCGUAUCUUCUCACAGCGCUCAAUUGCAACGUGGCCAUCACCUAUGUCAGCAUCAAGAAGCGGGAAACCCGGAAGAGAGUCGAGAGCCUGUACUGUGCCAGUGUACCAUAGUACUAGUCGUACGACCCACAUCUAUUUCUGAAGUUGUUGAUACAACGACGCGUGGUUUGGUUGCAACCCGAGGGCACUAGGUAGGCUUCAGUAAUUGAGAUUGAGCUGAGAUCCUUCCCCUGGAGCUGGACCAAGGAUGGUAGUCGCUUGCAGCCCUACGAGCUCAGAUCGCAAUAACGGGAGAAAGAUUCCCUCAAUUUUCCAUGGUUGGAUGCUGCGUGAAAAGGCACUAUGUCACAAUUGGAAACCGUCGGUGCGGCUGAAGAGUGUUUGAGGACUUUGAGUUGUGCAAGGCUUGCGCAUUCGGGGAUCAGACAUCACUCACCUCAAUAUGUCAACAUGGUGAGAUCAUUUAUUGUUUAUUCACUGAUGUCGGAGCCUUAUAUUUCCUUCACUCCCCCUCAUUGCGUUUUCCUAUAUCAUUAGGCGUUCAAGUCAAACCAGAUCUCUACUUCCCUGGCCCUUUUACCUUUGCAACAUUGACGAGAAGCAGCAACUAGCAUGUCUGAUCAAGACCCUACUGGGCUGUCCGAAGGCUCUACCGAUAUGGCCGACUUGACGAGAGAUGUGGAAAAAGGCCAUGAACUCGGCCGCCAUUUGACAAACACGCUGGUGGAAAGUUUCUCCUGGGCCGACGUUGGCAUCACAGUGAAAGAUCGAAAAUCGGGCCAACCUCUCAAGAUCCUCGACUCGAACUAUGGCUGCGUCAGAGCUGGCAACGUCCUUGCAUUGAUGGGCCCUUCAGGUUCAGGAAAGACGACGCUGUUGAACACUCUUGCCCACAGGACAUCUACUAUGAAAGGGGACAUUAAGGGCAAGAUCAUGAUCAAUGGGCGAGUCACCAACCGGCAGGCUAUUCGGAAAGUGUCUAGUUAUGUCGAGCAAGAGGACGCCAUGAUCGGUAUACUCACACUGCAUGAGACGGUCGACUUUGCUGCGAGGCUUGCGCUUCCAACGAAUCUUUCGAAAAGAGAGAGGCUCGCAAGGGUGGACGAACUUAUCGAGUCAUUUGGGCUUCAACGACAAAAAAAUAACAUCGUCGGCACACCUCUUCGCAAAGGCCUGAGUGGCGGGCAAAAGCGCAGACUCAGCGUGGCCAGUCAGCUCGUGACAUCUCCACGGAUACUCUUCCUCGAUGAACCGACCAGUGGACUUGAUUCUGCCGCGUCCUACGAAGUCAUGAACUAUAUCAAGCAGGUCGCCAAGGAGCACCGCUUGGUCUGUAUUACGUCCAUUCAUCAGCCAUCGACCACGACGUUCGAGUUGUUCGACCAAUUGAUGCUCUUGUCCGGGGGACGAACCUGCUACUUCGGUCCAGUAUCGGACGUUCAUGGCUAUUUUGAGCGCAUUCAGCGGCCGAUCCCGCUGCAUAUAAACCCAGCAGAAUUCCUCCUGGAACUGGUCAACAGCGACUUUGGCAAUUCCUCACACCGUACACAGGAUGAACUCAGUUACAUCCAAAGCUCCUGGUCGUCCUGUCAAGAGUGCAAGUCCGCUAUUGAAGAAUGCAGCUUCACAUCGCCAGGGGAACCUUCAGGGACCACGCCUCACCACUCCAAUCAAAACGUCCUCGCCAUAUCUUGGAUCCUGCUACACCGUAACUUCAUCAAGUCCUACCGAGACAUCAUUGCGUAUGGUACCCGGGUGGCCAUGUACUUCGGCCUGGCAAUCAUGAUGGGCACGGUCUGGCUUCGUCUCUCGUACGACCAAGAAUCAAUUCAACCCUUUAUCAACGCGAUUUUCUUUGGUGGAGCCUUUAUGUCGUUCAUGGCUGUGGCAUAUGUCCCUUCCAUCAUCGAAGAUCUACACACAUUUCGUAAGGAGCGAGCCAACGGACUUUACGGCCCUCUUCCAUUCACGAUCGCCAACGCGCUUGUGGGCAUCCCUUGGCUGUUCCUCAUUUCUCUACUCUUCUCCAUAAUCACCUACUGGCUCGGACACUUCAGACCCACAGCAGGCGGCUUCUGGAUGUGGGUGUUGUGGUUGUUCCUAGAUCUCCUGGCCGCCGAAGGCCUCGUGGUCCUGGUAUCAAGCAUCUUCCCCAUUUUCGUCGUGUCGCUCGCCAUCACUGCCUUCGCCAAUGGUUUGUGGAUGUGCGUGGGAGGGUUUCUUGUUCCUUUGGGUACUUUGAAUGUGUUUUGGAAAUGUAAGCUUCAAAUGCCACGGCCAAUCUAGCAACCAGCUAAUCAAUCUUGCAGACGUGUUCCAUUACAUCGACUACCAAGCCUACGUCUUCCAAGGAAUGAUGGCAAACCAGUUUCGAAGUACCAUCUGGAACUGCGCCAAACUAGCCACGGGCUACCAGUGCAUGUAUCCAAGUGAUCUGGCUUCCGAGGGCAAGAUUCGUGGCACCGCCGUCCUUCGCGCAUACAAGUAUCCCUGGUCUGACGACAAGAUCGGAGAGUGGAUCGGGAUCAUGUUUGCCAUCAUUUUCGCUUACCGUAUCCUGGGGUAUCUGGCUUUGGUCUUGAAGAAGCAUUAAUGUAUCAAGGGCUUGUUGAGCACAGUUUGGGUCCUCCAAUCCCCUUCAUCAAUCAUCGGUUGCCAGAGAGCAAUCCUGCAAAGCUUGGUGGUGCCAACGACUUCAUCAGCGACAGCCUCGCUUGCUUAAUUAGGCGCCAGUAUCAAUCUGCGAAUUAGACAUCUUUAUUUUGUACUUUUCUGUUUCGAGAUAAUGAAAGGAGAUAUAAUGAAAGGAGAUAAAUGGUCCAGAAGCAAGUCUGGG